CGAAGCGGUGUGAAGGAAAAAACGAGUCAUUUAACGAGAAGUAAUAAUUUUGAAAAUGAAAACUACUCACCAUUUUGCCGAGAUAAUUGAAUCUGGAACAAACAAAGUCGUGAUUGAGUAAAUACGAGUGUAAUAAAUAAAUAAUUGGACGAGAUAUUUGUACAGUGGUCGCGCAUGAAAUUGACAUAAAUAUGUGAAGAAAUGAUAUUAAAAUGAAAAUAAAAAUACAUGUUAGAAGUAAAUUAAAUUCCCAGUGCAAUACGUUUAGUUGUCGAUGUGAAACGAGGUAAGUAAUAUACUAAAAAUGGUAUUAAACACACGAGGGAAUUAAAAUCAUAGAGUUCGGAGAGCAUAUAUACGUCCGAGAUUUGAAAAUUCUUCCAUUUUCUUACGGAACUCGGUCCUGAAACCUUCGGCUCUGUCGAUAAUUUUCGAGUUAUUCACCACGAAUGAGUGUGCAAUUAUGCGUGGAUUUAUUUUGAUACUUAUUCAUUCCAUUGCAAUAAUCGAGUGUGAAAAUCAAGUAGGAUCUCAAAUCCAAUUUCCAAAAGAUCCCAAUGGCCAAAUACAGGAUACAAAAUUUCACUCUCAAACAAGAUUCGAAUCAAGUAACCAAAAGCUUCAGGUAAAAUCACCUGGAAUUUUAUCAAAAUUUGACAGUGAGUGUAAUUGUCCAGAAAAAACAUACAUCGUGUUUUCAAGUGCCGACAGUAUGAAGAAAUUCCAGCGCCGCAGCUCCUCUGGUGGCCGAAUGGUUGAGCAUCCAUUUUAUGUUGAUGAGCCCGGUUGGGUAAUGCUCAGCGAGUCAAACACUAAUUUAAUGUCGAAUGACAACAAAUUAAUAAAGGCUGAUCAAGAUCCGUUUUAUCUAGCCCGCGGAAGGAAAUCUUCUAUGACGGUGAAUUUUCCGUUUAGUAACGAGAAGAAACGAUCGUUUAAUUUAAAAGACAGGCAGAAGCGUUCGGACAUUUCGGAUUUAUUACACGAGCCAUUUUUCAUAUCACGUGGUAAAAAAAAAAGUUAUAAUGAUUAUUAUUAUCACCGAGGUGACACUCGUGUAAAUGAAAAUAAUAGAGGGAUUUAUUUGUAUGAUAAAAGAAAUGAAGGUAGUGAUAAUAAUGGUUAUAGUUAUAAAUUGUUGGAGGAUAAUAAGGAUACAGAUGGGCAAUCACGUGGUCGCAGAGAUUUUUUUGAUCAAUUACUCCGAGAAAACGAUCCUUUUUAUGUCACUCGAGGUUAGAGCUUCUUCAAGAUUUAGA
Messenger RNA from Cotesia glomerata, 1259 nucleotides. RefSeq lists its product as uncharacterized. The transcript is spliced from 3 exons. The record is from RefSeq and is a predicted model, not a curated record. Bases 464 to 1240 code for a protein of 258 amino acids. Lineage: Eukaryota; Metazoa; Arthropoda; Insecta; Hymenoptera; Braconidae.